Molecule: messenger RNA, 2868 nt
Organism: Rhizoctonia solani
Lineage: Eukaryota; Fungi; Basidiomycota; Agaricomycetes; Cantharellales; Ceratobasidiaceae
Product: kinesin family protein
Exons: 3
Coding region: 1-2868 (955 amino acids)
Cellular component (GO): kinesin complex
Molecular function (GO): ADP binding; protein binding
Source: RefSeq, a predicted model, not a curated record
AUGGCCCAUCCGGAACUGUUCAAGAGCUUCGACAUCGGCGGUCCAAUUCUGAAACAGUCGUUUAUUGACGCAGGGUUCGGAUGCAACAACCCUCUUGCUCAUGUUCUGGAAGAAGUAAAGAGACUACACCCAGGACGACAUGUAUCAACCAUCCUAAGCAUAGGCACCGGUCAUACAAGUACGAUACAGAUCCCAGAUGGGUCAGUAUUCCGCCAAUUCCUACCGACAGCUGCGAUCGGGGCAAUGAAGGGAAUCACAGAGGAUGCAGAGAAGGUGGCGGAGGAGAUGGCAAAGCGGUUCAACUCGACGGAUGGCAUUUAUUUUCGACUUAGCGUUGAUCAGGGACUGCAGAGUAUUGAGGUAGACAAAUGGGACCAAUUGGACGAGGUGGCAGAACAUACCCACGCAUACAUGAAGAUACAAACAGUUACGCAAACAAUCGAUAAAGCAGCGGAAUCAAUACACCUAAGGAGGAACAAUUUACCUGCGGUUCAGAUAAAUGGCGAGAUCCAAGUCGCAAUACAGCGCGCCGAAGGUCCUGGCACCCUCUCCACUAUUCGACGUUGCCCGGCACCGUCGCCCAUGUUUGCGGGGUGCGAGCAUAAGCUGCGCAUGACCGAGUCGUGUAUCAUGGGAGCUGGCAGGGAGCUCAAGGUUUGCAUCGUUCAUGGGCUUGGAGGGGCUGGCAAGACACAGAUGGUACUCAAAGUGAUCGAAAGGACGUAUGACAAAUGGAAAGAGAUCAUAUACAUCGACGCAAGCACCCGUGAAUCCAUCGAAGCCGGACUACAAGAGGUGGCCACGGCCAAGAAGCUCGGAGACACGCAUCGAUCUACACUUCAGUGGCUUGAGUCGUACCGUGAGCCAUGGCUGCUUGUGCUCGACAACGCAGAUAACCCAUCGGUCUCGAUUCGUGACUACAUCCCUCGAGGCAAUCACGGUAGCGUAAUCAUCACCACCCGGCUAUCUGGCAUGGCUACACUUGCACGAGGGCAAAACUCUGAGUGCAACAUAUCAAGUAUGGACCCGGAAGAUGCGCUAAAUUUGCUGCUCAAGUGUGCGCGUCUAAAUGACCAGAAGCUAUCGCCGAAAGAAGAAGAGAGCUCCAGAGAGCUGGUUAAAGAGCUUGGCUACUUUGCACUUGCAAUAGUACAGGCUGGGUCUUUUAUCGGGCAUUCGCCUCAUAUGUCAAUCACCAGAUACAGGUCUCUGCUUGGGGGUGAACAACGAAGCGCACUAGAAGCCUAUCGCAAACUACCUGCCGCAGUCAAGGCCGACAGCUAUGGACACACGGUGUAUACAGCCUGGCUGAUGUGCUACAAUGGCAUCGGACCUCUUUCUCAACAACUUCUGUGGCUAAUUGCGCACUUGCAUCACACCGGAAUCACCGUCGACAUUUUUCGAAGAGCGGCCAUCAGUAUCGUGGCAUAUAAUCCUAGGCUACCCACUACCAAGCUUGAAAAUUUAGCACAAAAGAAGCUACAAAAGUUUUUAGGCGCAUUCAUAAACUCGGAAGGUGAAUGGGAAGAACUCCUAUUCGCACAGGUUAUCCACGAGAUCGUAUCGCGCUCGCUACUGGAGUACGACCGUAUGAAUCAAGCUUAUCGCAUUCAUGCACUUGUGCAAGACUGGGUCCGCACGGUAGUACCAUAUGAACACGAUCUGGCAGCAAAAUGUGCGGAGAUGUUGCUCUCGAUAUCGGUCGGUGGGUGUACGGAUGACACUAUGGAUGCCAUUGUAUUCCGAAUGAGUAUUGGACUUCAUAUCGACAAAGUAGUUUGGAGUAGCCUUGAAAGGGUUGGGGUAGAGCACGCAUUAAAUUUCUCUAGGGUGUAUGCGAGUAGAGGACAGUGGAGGCAGGCCGAGCAGCUACAGAUCAUCGCUCAAAAGGCUCUCAGGCAGGCUUUGGGUGACGAGCACCCGGAUACACUGACGUCCAUGCAUGAAGUGGGACGAGCUCGCUCGCAUAUGGGGCAAUACGAAGAUGCAAGAGCAAUUCAUGCCCAGGUGCUACGCAUACGAAAAAGAGUGCUAGGCAGCGACCAUCUCGAUACACUGGAAACCAUGAACAACCUUGCGAUUGCUUACUCUCACCUAGGCCGAAGCGAGGACGCAAGAGCAUUGCAUGUCCAGGUGCUACACAAGCGGAGACGAGUGCUGGGCAGCGAUCAUCCCGAUACACUGGCAACCAUGAAUAACAUUGCAAUCGCUUAUUCCUACCUGGGCAGAUACGAGGACGCGAGAGCAUUGCACACCCAGGUGCGACACAGGCGCGAGCGAGUACUAGGCAGAGACCAUCCCGAUACACUAGCAACCAUGAACAACCUCGCAAACGCUUAUUCAUACCUGGGACGACACGAGGACGCAAGGGCGCUACAUGCCCAAGUGCUACGCAGACGGGAGCGGGUGCUGGGCAGAGAUCAUCCCGACACACUGAGAAGCAUGAACAACCUUGCGAAUUCUUACAUCGGGCCGGGCCGAUACGGGGACGCAAGAGCACUGUACAUCCAGGUAUUACAAAGACGGGAGCGAGUGCUCGGCAGCGACCAUCCCGAUACACUGGCAACCAUGAAUAACCUUGCAAACGCUUACUCCAACCUGGGUCGAUACAAUGAUGCAAGAGCACUUUAUGCCCAGGUGCUAGAUGCGCGGAAGCGAGUGCUAGGCAGCGACCACCGUGAUACACUGUCGACUAUGAAUAAGCUUGCAAAGGCCUGCUCUCAUCUAGGCCGGUACGAUGACCCAAGAGCACUGAGCGCCCAGGUGCUAAACACACGGAAGCAAGUGCCGGGCAGCGACCAUCCCGACACACUAACAACCACAAACACAUUACGCCAAAGCCAUCCGCCGCUUCGCGGAACUCAUUAG